Molecule: messenger RNA, 1064 nt
Organism: Fundulus heteroclitus (mummichog)
Lineage: Eukaryota; Metazoa; Chordata; Actinopteri; Cyprinodontiformes; Fundulidae
Product: olfactory receptor 11H6-like
Exons: 1
Coding region: 110-1036 (308 amino acids)
Biological process (GO): G protein-coupled receptor signaling pathway
Cellular component (GO): membrane
Molecular function (GO): G protein-coupled receptor activity; olfactory receptor activity
Source: RefSeq, a predicted model, not a curated record
UUUGAAAUCCCACUGCUUUUGGAGGUUUCUGCUAAAUUCAACAGACAAACAGCACCAGACACUGAUUUGUUAAAGGGUUUGUUAAAGAGGAGAGGCACAUUUCUUGACCAUGAUGAAUAAUGUUUCAACGAUUUCAGUGUUUUUUCUUUCAGGUUUAAAUGAGACAAGGAACUACAGGUCACUUCUUUUCUUUCUCACUUUGAUGUGUUACAUUGUAAUAGUCCUGGCAAAUGUCUGUGUUAUUUUGACAAUAAUCCUGAAUAAUGAACUCCAUGAACCAAUGUAUAUUCUGCUGUGUGUUUUUUGCCUGAAUUCCCUUUAUGGAACAGUCGGUUUCUAUCCCAAAUUUCUGUGGGAUCUGCUCUCUCCUGUUCAUGUCAUCUCUUACUCAGGCUGCCUUCUUCAGGCGCAGGUGUUGUACUCCUUUGCCUGCAGUGAUCUGUCCAUCCUGGCCCUCAUGGCAUACGAUCGGUAUCUGGCUAUAUGUCAACCACUGAAGUACCACUCUCUCAUGUCAAAGCAGAGAGUCAUCACUUUAGUGUGUCUUGCCUGGUUAAUGCCUUUCUGCGUCAUAGCUGUAAACAUCAUUCUUGCAUCUAGGUUGAAGCUCUGCAGCCCGUAUUUAAACAGACUUAUCUGUUUAAACUGGAGCAUUGUUAUGCUUGCUUGUUUUCCAGCUGAAACUACUGCCAACAGCAUUGUUGGAAAUUUAACAAUUAUAAUAUAUGGUCUUCAUGGUGUCAUAAUUGGCUGGUCCUACCUGUUUCUCAUCAAGACAUGUGUUGGUUCUAUAGAAAAUCGGAAAAAGUUCAUGCAAACCUGUGUGCCACAUUUGAUAUCCUUGUUCACUUUUUUAGCAACUAUACUUUUUGAUGUCAUAUAUAUUCGAUUUGAUUCCAAGAAUUUACCGCAGACCCUUAAACACUUUGUGUCAAUAGAGUUUCUUAUCAUACCUCCUAUAAUGAAUCCGCUCAUUUAUGGUUUCAAGUUGACCAAAAUAAGAAAUAAAAUUGUAGCAAGUAUGAAAAUGAAAUGACCCUCCUGUAGUCUUAGACUUUUGUUAA